Cuscuta campestris is the source of this 1786-nucleotide messenger RNA. The record is from the annotation of a GenBank genome assembly. Lineage: Eukaryota; Viridiplantae; Streptophyta; Magnoliopsida; Solanales; Convolvulaceae.
GAUCGACGCCCCCAGAUUCACCGGGAAGGAAGAUCCGGAGAUCCACCUGGACUCCUUCAACCAGAGUGCGACCAUGAACGGUUGCACCGAUGAAGAAAAGUGUCUACUUUUCUUCCAGACCUUGCGGAACCGAGCCACUGAAUGGUUCAAUAAGCUUCGCUCGGGAAGCAUUGACUCGUUCAGUGAUUUGGCCUCAAAAUUCAAGGCCAAGUUCCAGGAGAAUUGUACUAAGAGGAAGAAGUUCACCUAUCUUAGUACAGCCGGGCAGAGGGAGUCUGAGAACCUCACUCAGUUCCUUACCCGGUGGAAGGAAGAGGUAGACAAGGUGGAGGAGAUGGAUGACAAGACCAUCCUCUCCCUCCUCUUGAAUGGCUUGCGUGCUGGGGAACUAUACAAGGAGUUCUGCCGGAAACCCCCAGCCACAUACCAAGAGGCCUACAAUACUGCAUGGGAGUUUGCUGAAGCUGAAACCCAGCUCCGGGCAAAGAGAGAAGCUGAGCAUGGUCACAAGCCCAAGCCGGUGCAAGUCAAGAAGGAAGAAGCACCGGGACCUAGCCGGCCGAGGCACCACUAUGACCCGGUCAUCCGAGUGGUCAAUACAGAAGAAUGCCAAGAAGUUCGGAAAGCACCGGUCAUUCCUCCAGAAAACCCUAUCGGUCAAGUAGGGCGGCAGUGGUCGGGCACCUAUUGUUCGUACCACAGGUCCAAUUCCCAUACCACCUCCGAAUGCAAGAGUGUUAAAGGGAUCAUCCGGCAGAUGAUCGAUAGUGGAGAGCUGGGCAAAGAUUACUUGCAGAAAGCCCAGGAGAAGAGUCAUCAGUGGGUUAGGCCAACUGCCCCAGGGAAUGACCGGGACAAUGACCGGCGGAGGAAUAACCGGCCAAGGGAUCGGCAACCUGCCCCCGAAAAAGAACACAUCGGCAUGAUCUUCGGCGGACCCGAGGGUGGAGAUUUAGCCGCGCAGCGGAAGAACUGGGUCCGAAGCAUUUACGUGGGAGAAGUAAGUGCUGAACCGCCCAGGCGUAAACAUACUAGGAGGGAGCCAAUCGUCUUCACUGACCGGGAUCUCCCUCCUACCGGUCAAGAUCACAAUGAUCCAUUGGUCAUCACCAUGGACAUUAAUGGGGUAGAUGUCGCCCGGGUACUUGUUGACACCGGCAGCAGUGUCAACAUCUUAUACCUGGAGACCUUCCAAAAACUCAGGUUGUGUCGAACACAACUUGAACCCCUCAAAACCCCUCUCUCAGGCUUCACGGGGGAUACCGUUGAAGCUGAAGGAUCCAUAGUUCUACCAGUCGAACUAGGAUCAGGUGAAAAGACCGUGUGGAAGAAGAUGCGGUUCAUAGUUGUGGACAUCAAAUGCGUCCACAACGCAAUCCUAGGAAGGCCAGGCAUCAAUAAAGUCGGGGCGGUGAUUUCCAUGCCUCAUCUAUGCAUGAAGUUCCACACUCCAGGUUGCGGUUCAGGGACGGUGGUGUUGGGGCCUGACCGGGUCUCGAAACUGGAUAAAGAGGACCCGGUCGAAGAAGAGGAGGUUGAAGAUUCCUCGGAUGCGCAGGCAUCCGAGGAAGAAAUACCUUGACUAUCAGAAGAAGACAUUGACCGGGAAUGAAAACUGAAGAGGGAAGAGAGCUUACUUGGCUCGGAGGGCUGGAGGGCAGGAGAGAGAAGUUGACCGGUGAAACUCGAGAAACGCGCGAGGAAGAAGUGAGGAAGGCAGUGGGGAUGGAAGCCUUUAUAUAGGCGAGGAAGAGAGAGAGGGAGGCGACGUGGCUUCACCAGGGCG